GUAACAAAUUCACAUGGAGGAGGUCAUCUGUCUCUGGCCUCCUUGAUAAUAAUAAACCUGUACAUACAACAAGAACACCAGCAGGAACAAGAAGAAGAAGACAGACAAACAGACAGACAGAUCGUGAGCGUUUUCUAGGGUUUUCAAAUUUGAUAACCCUAGAAUUCGUUUCUAUCUUCACCUAAUUGGUCUUUUUCGGCUCACCUUUGAUGGUCGUGUUCUUUAGGAAUCAAUCUAUCUAAUCAGUUAAAAUGGGGUUGAGAUAUUCCAAACCUACACCAGAGAAGGUUGUGAAUGUCGUUGGACUACCUCGGCAAUAUCAUGUGUUUAAUUAUUUUUUGAGAAAUUUCUACAUUCGACAUCUUGUAUCUAAAAAAAGGAGGCGAAUGCUUGUUGGUGGCUAUGAUCUUGAUAUGUCAUACAUUACGGAUCGUAUAUUAGCAAUGUCAUUCCCUUCAGAGCGGAUGCGAGCUAUGUAUCGUAAUCCUUUAUGGCAAGUGAAGUCUGUUUUAGAUAUGAGGCAUCCGGGGCACUAUAAGAUAUACAAUUUGUGCGUGGAAGAAAGCUAUGAUCCAUCACAUUUUCAUGGACGUGUAGAGAUGUUCCCAUUUGAUGAUAAUCAUGUUCCUCCUCUCCAUAUGGUGAAGCUCUUUUGUGAAAGUGUUCGGUCAUGGUUAUCUGCUGAUCCACAGAACAUUGCGGUUAUACAUUGCAUGGCAGGAAAAGGGAGGACAGGCUUAAUGGUUUGUUGUUACCUAGUAUAUAGUGGAAUGUCAGCAGAGGAAGCCCUUCAACUGUAUGCACAAAGACGCACUACCAACAAUGAAGGAGUGUCAAUAGCCAGCCAGCGUCGUUAUGUUGGGUACUGGUCUAAGAUAGUUAACUUUCCCAGGGGAGUUGACAAUGGACCUCCUGAAGUGAUCUUACCUCAACCUUGUAGCAGAGAAUUGCUGCGAGUUAGGCUUUACGACACAGUUAACACUGACUCGGUUUUCUUUGUUCUGUCUGAGUUACAGCAGGUGUCCAGCCAAAUGUAUCAACCAUCAGUGGAAGUUGCUAGGAACUGCUGCCGGCCAGUUAAGCAAGGAUAUCAAGGAAGUAGUAGACCGCGAUACUAUUUUUCAUACAUUCAAAAUGAUGAGGAUAAGGAUCCAGAUGCAGAGAAACCCCGUGUUGUGGUGCAGAUGGACACAGAGAGUUCUGUUAUAUAUGAGAAGACUUGCCUUGACUACCAUUUUGAAGCACCCCUACUUGUCUCUGGAGAUGUGCGACUUAUCUUCUAUCAGAAGAUGUUUGGUGGACGACUCUUUUAUGCUUGCUUCAAUACAGCUUUUAUUACAAGCAGCUUACUGCAGUUCUCCAUCGGCGAUCUUGAUAAAGUAGGGAGCAAAGGCCAGUCAAUAUGUGGGUCAUCCUUUUGUGUGGAAUUGCUAUUUGCUCCAGCCAAUGCAUCAUCGACCGAGAUAGAAGUUGAUGAUUAUGACUGAAGAUUUUCUCACUAAAUUCCCUCUCACAUGCUCACUUGGAGUACAAGUUCAAAUUCAAGUUAGUCCCAACCUAUCCCCUUAUACAGUACAAAAUUGUAUUCAUUUAAAUCCUACUGUUUCGUCUUGUUUUAUGUGACGGAAAACACUAGGAAGAAUCUGACAAGGAAAAAAAAAAUAGAGAGCAAUUUUUGUAUUUAGAAUUUUGACAGCAAAAUUAGCUGAUAGAUAGACUUGUUUCAUAUUCAAUAUACACAACCCUUUCCGGGUGAAUUGGCUCGGAUUAUUGAUCUCAUUGUCUGAGUUGAGUUUUCCAUAGUAGGAAAUCGUAAUACAGGUUAUUGUCAUGUAUAUCCCCUUAUGGUUGAAAGAGAAACCCACUAGUAAAAA
This is a messenger RNA of Papaver somniferum (opium poppy), 1874 nucleotides long. Its product is annotated as phosphatidylinositol 3,4,5-trisphosphate 3-phosphatase and protein-tyrosine-phosphatase PTEN1-like. Gene Ontology annotation, biological process: phosphatidylinositol dephosphorylation. The record is from RefSeq and is a predicted model, not a curated record. Gene Ontology annotation, molecular function: protein tyrosine phosphatase activity; phosphatidylinositol-3,4,5-trisphosphate 3-phosphatase activity. NCBI's taxonomy places the organism in Eukaryota, Viridiplantae, Streptophyta, Magnoliopsida, Ranunculales, Papaveraceae. The transcript has 8 exons. The coding region runs from base 252 to 1487 and encodes 411 amino acids. Gene Ontology annotation, cellular component: cytosol.